CCAAGCCAGUCACUUUAUACAACUCUUCUUCCCCUUCAAUUCUUCUGCUCUUCAGGCAGAACAAAAACACGCACAACACACACUAACUCAUAAGCAAUUCGCUAUCCCUUUAAUCUCUCUAUAUGUCGAUCUUCGAGUACAAUGGAAGUGCCCUAGUGGCAAUGGUGGGGAAGAAUUGCUUCGCAAUUGCCAGCGAUCGGCGGCUGGGAGUGCAGCUGCAGACAAUCGCCACUGAUUUCCAGAGGAUUUACAGAAUGCACGAUAAACUGUUCAUCGGACUCUCUGGUCUCGCUACCGAUGCACAAACCCUGUAUCAAAGGCUUGUUUUUCGGCAUAAAUUGUAUCAGCUGAGAGAAGAGAGGGACAUGAAGCCUGAAACUUUUGCCAGCCUUGUUUCUGCGAUUCUUUAUGAGAAAAGAUUUGGUCCAUAUUUCUGCCAACCUGUGAUUGCCGGAUUAGGAGAAGAAGACAAACCUUUCAUCUGCACAAUGGAUUCGAUUGGAGCCAAGGAGCUUGCUAAAGAUUUUGUUGUUGCUGGAACUGCUUCUGAAUCCUUAUAUGGUGCCUGCGAAGCAAUGUUCAAACCGGACAUGGAAGCUGAAGAGUUGUUUGAGACUAUCUCUCAGGCACUCCUAUCCUCAGUAGACCGUGACUGUUUAAGUGGCUGGGGAGGACAUGUUUAUGUCGUUACACCUACAGAAGUCAAAGAAAGGAUCUUGAAGGGAAGGAUGGAUUGACGUGGUUGGAUAUUUGUUUUUUUUAUUUUUCAGUAAUUUGGGCCUUUGACACUUGUCAUUGGUCAUCUUUGAUUAUUAAAGUUGUGAGAACAUGUUUUGGGGAGGGAUUUGCCACAUUCCUUUACUCAUUGACUGUAAUCUAUACCUCAAAUUUACGAACUAAAUUUUAGUAGUUGGACCAGCAGAUAAGACAUCUCUUUGUAACGACUUUAACUGCAAUUCUAGCCCCAUUUCCAGUGGACGUGGUUUAUGAAUUC
This is a messenger RNA of Coffea eugenioides, 994 nucleotides long. RefSeq names its product proteasome subunit beta type-3-A. The coding region runs from base 123 to 737 and encodes 204 amino acids. The record is from RefSeq and is a predicted model, not a curated record. Gene Ontology annotation, biological process: proteasome-mediated ubiquitin-dependent protein catabolic process. Gene Ontology annotation, cellular component: proteasome core complex; proteasome core complex, beta-subunit complex. The transcript is spliced from 7 exons. Lineage: Eukaryota; Viridiplantae; Streptophyta; Magnoliopsida; Gentianales; Rubiaceae.